GCUGAAUGUAGCUGCGACCUUUGUGCUUGAAAAAUUAAAAACCUUUUCUAGUGCACAUUUUAAUCACAGCUUACUCCUAAUUCUUUCUUUCCUUUAUAUCUUGGGAAAAAUGGCUGAUAAUAAAUUAUACGAUAUUUUGGGAGUGUCUAGAAGUGCUAGUGAUUCUGAAAUAAAAAGGAGCUAUCAUAAAUUGGCUAAAGAAUUCCAUCCAGACAAAAACCCUGCUGCAGGGGAUAAAUUCAAAGAAAUUAGUUAUGCCUAUGAAGUCUUGUCUGACGCGAAGAAAAGACAAAUUUAUGACAAGUAUGGCUUGAAAGGCCUACAAGAAGGUGGUCAGGGUGGUGGUUUUCCUCCCGAUGAUUUGUUUGGACACUUAUUCGGAGAUAUAUUCGGCAUGGGAGGCGGCAGCAGAGGUCGAGGUCCUGCUCGCGGAGAAGAUACUAUGCACCCACUUAAAGUGUCUUUGGAAGAUAUGUACAUGGGAAAAACUACUAAGUUACAGCUUAGUAAAAAUGUAAUUUGCGGACCUUGUAAGGGAAUCGGUGGUAAGCCAGGAUCUGUGGUGGUUUGCAAGGACUGUCAUGGACAGGGUAUUAAAGUGUCUUAUCAACAAAUUGCACCACAUAUGACUCGUCAGUUUCAGUCGCGUUGCCCCACCUGCCAUGGUCAGGGUGAAACCAUUAACGACAAAGAUAAGUGCCCAAAAUGCAAAGGCAAGAAAGUUUUAAAUGAAACUAAAAUCUUGGAGGUGCAUAUUGAAAAAGGAAUGUGUGAAAACCAAAAGAUUUUCUUCAGAGGUGAGGGUGAUCAGCAGCCUGACACUCAACCUGGUGAUGUGAUCAUUGUGUUGCAGCAGAAGCCACAUCCUAUCUUCCAGAGAACUGGUAAUGACCUUGUGAUCAAACAUGAAAUUACACUAACUGAGGCGUUGUGUGGCUUCGAAUUUGUUAUUAAACAUUUAGAUGCCCGGGAUUUACUGGUUAGACAUCCACCAGGAGAAGUAAUCAAGCCAGGAGACCUGAAGUGUAUUCAGGGCGAAGGUAUGCCUCAAUUUAAGAAUCCAUUUGAGAAAGGUAACCUUUAUAUUAAGUUUGAUGUUGUUUUCCCUGAAAACAACUUUGCUACUGAAGAGCAAAUGAAGCAAAUAGAAUCUGUGUUGCCUCCUCGUCCCGCCUUUGUGAUGCCCACUGGAGAAGAUGUGGAGGAGGUUAAUUUGAUGGAGUAUACGGCCAGUGAACGUGGACGAGGUCGGGAGGAAGCAUAUGCCAGUGAUGAUGAAGAGCACAUGCACACUGGCCCUGAGGUACAGUGUGCACACCAGUAGUUCAAUUAUCCACAUUUAUGGAUUCUUACUCAAACCUCACACUAUAUAAUUUUAUCAUAGGUUAUUAUGUAAAUUAAACUAAGUAGGUAUACACUAUAACUGUUAUACUUAGUUCACAGAAUGCUAGACAUAUUUGACUUUUGCGUGCAGUGUAUUGACUUGUUUGGAGUAACUGUAUUGCUGUGCCUCUUAUUUAAAUUUGAAGCAGAAUUAAAUAAAGUAUUGUAAGCUUACAUCACUGAUUGUUUUGUGGGUCUAUUUCUAAUUACUUUCUGUAAAAUGGUGC
Spodoptera exigua (beet armyworm) is the source of this 1610-nucleotide messenger RNA. NCBI's taxonomy places the organism in Eukaryota, Metazoa, Arthropoda, Insecta, Lepidoptera, Noctuidae. The record is from the annotation of a GenBank genome assembly.